UCACUAAAAGUUUGACAUUUCAUUCUGAAAAUAAACAUUUCAUUAUAAUCUUGGUGUGUCUCUAAAAGCUUUAGUAAGUACUAGAAAAAAAGUAGUAAAUUAAAUAAUUGGAUACUGGAUGUUUAACUGAAAGUUGCAACCGAUGUCACAGUCUUCAAUAACUCGCCAAUCUCAUACUAGUAAUACAGGACAGAAAGAAGAACCUCCGUCCAAAGUACCUGAAUCAGUAAAGAAAAUAAUAGCUAUGGAAAAAGAGAACGAGUCAAAUGCCAACCGAAAAUCUAGAAUUGACUUAAACGCGCUUCCUACCCGCCAGUACCUGGACCAGACUGUGGUGCCAAUAUUGCUACAGGGUCUGUCGGCACUGGCUAAGGAAAGGCCUCCGGAUCCAAUCGACUACCUGGCAGCGUAUUUACUGAAGAACAAGAGCACCUUUGAGAGUAACAGCUCGUCGAAUAACAACCCGGCGGCGAACCCGCAACCAUAAUAUCUCCACAAGUUGUACGGCCCGAGUAUGCUGUGCAGUAAUAAUGUGCAUAUUGUAAUAGGUUUCAAAUUUUCGUUUUCAUCGUUGUGACAAAGACUUUUACAUCUUUUAAUAUGGCAAUAAUACAAUUUUCCUACUUAAUAGACAUAGCUAGUGAUAGGUCUAAAUAUUGUUAUAGCAGUUAGUUAAUGGACCGUUGGACACAGCAGGACUCUGUGGGAAUGGAACUACGUUGUGAACUACUUAAUAGCGUAUUGCUAGUCAAUUACUUGCUCAAGUGACCUGGCUGCUAGUACUACAUUUGUGUUUCAUAGUCAUUUAGAAUUGGUUUUCCGAACUAACAAUAAGAAAGUUUAUUCUCAAAGUUAUUACAGUUAAAGAAAUAUAGCUUUUUGAUAACAACUUUAUGCAUGUUAUUACAGUUUACAUAGUCUUAUGAUACCGCAGUGUAUAUACACCAGCCUUAUACAAUUAGAUCUUAACUAUAAAAUAAAAUAAUCAUUCAUUUCUCAAUGAUGGCACAAGAUAAGUUGAAUGUAGAAGUAAUUUUAUUUUGCUAUUUUAAUUAAAUAAUUAAGACUUGAA
This is a messenger RNA of Spodoptera frugiperda (fall armyworm), 1072 nucleotides long. RefSeq names its product protein dpy-30 homolog. The transcript has 2 exons. Lineage: Eukaryota; Metazoa; Arthropoda; Insecta; Lepidoptera; Noctuidae. The coding region runs from base 143 to 487 and encodes 114 amino acids. The record is from RefSeq and is a predicted model, not a curated record. Gene Ontology annotation, cellular component: Set1C/COMPASS complex.